Orcinus orca (killer whale) is the source of this 12992-nucleotide messenger RNA. RefSeq lists its product as uncharacterized. The transcript has 4 exons. The coding region runs from base 1229 to 2329 and encodes 366 amino acids. The record is from RefSeq and is a predicted model, not a curated record. Lineage: Eukaryota; Metazoa; Chordata; Mammalia; Artiodactyla; Delphinidae.
AAAGGUGAGGCCCGGUUUCAGGCGACCUAGAGUUUAGAGAAUGAUUAGGUGUGAGAAAGGGAUCGCGGGUACGGGUGGGGCAAUGGACGAGAACCUGGCCUCACAGGAUUGGGAGUGAGGGCCAUGGGUAGAGAGUGGUGGCUCGAGGGUCGCGGACUGAAGACCCUGGAAGAUGUGCGUUGGGCUGCUCGAAGGAAACCGGAUUGAUCGGGAUAGGCGACCUUUGGUGGCGGAGGGACCCUGCCGGGGUCGGUAGGCCGUGCCCGGCAGGGACAGGGCCCUGGCCAGCCUGGGCAGCGUGGGCCUCGGCACUGGGGAACGAAAGGCCGGAGAGACCGAGCGGCCGAGUCCAGCGCUGGGUGCGCAGGCCGCUGCGUCGGCUGCAGUGCACCGCGCCCGGGCCGGCUGUGUCUUCGGCCUCCGGGGUCCGCAUGGAGUCGCGGCUCGCCCGGGAGCAGGGCGGCCGAUGCAGCCCCGAGGCAGGAGCAGAUUGACCCUGCGAGCCGCUGCGGGGCAGCCCGAGCCCCUCCCAGAGCGGAGCAUUGGCGCGGAGCGGGGCGGGGGCGGAGGGCAAGGGAGGCGGGUCCCCUGACCCCGCUGGAGGCGAGAGGGCAGAUCGGAUUUGGAGCCUGCGGGAGGCUUGGUCAGAAGUGGCCCCCUGUGCCGCGGGGCCCCGCGGAGGGGCCCGGCUUUGUGGAGGAUUAGAAGCUCCCGCCCCAGCCCAGUACCUGCGUGUGUGUCGGUGGGUGUCUGUGUGUGUCUGUGCACAUGGAUGCUCCCGCCUCUGAGGCUCUUACAUGUCUAUGCACCCGUGUCUCUGUGCACACACACAAUUUUUCCGCGUCCCUGCGACAGUCUGGGCUCCGAGUGGCUCCGAGUGUGUGAAUCUGUGUCCCCUGCAUCCGUGUGUGUGUUUGGAUGUGAAUCUGCUGGGCCUUACAUACCUCCAUCUCUUCCGUGUUUUUGUAGGUCUUUGUGUGUGUCCCUGUGUCUGUCACUCUAUGCGGGUGCCACGGUCUUUGUAUGUCUUUCAUCCUCCGUAUUGUGUCUGGGAUCCUUUUCUGUUUAUGUGUCUGCGUGUCACCUUUGUGUGUCUUUGUGUACCUCCGAGUUUCCGAAUGAUUCUGUGUGCUCGUGUGUCCCACAGUUUUCUUCGUGUGUGUGUCUUUGUGUCUCCGUGUAUUUCUUGAUUUCUUGGCGUUUUUGUAUCCAGGACGGUGGUAAGUAGAUGUGGAGUUUCUCUCACACGCCCUUGGUCCCCGGUCCUUGCGCAGCCUGGAAACCCCAGGCCUUGAGCUCCCGAGGCUGGGCCUGGGCCGCCCGCUCCGGGCAUCUGGGACGGGGGCGCGACAGCUGCCGGGAGAAGCCAGGCGGACGAGGCUCGGGCGCGCAGAGCCGGGCGGCGCAGAGCCCGGCGCAGGGCUGGCGGACCGAUCGGGGGCAUUCUGCCCUCUGCUGGCAGCGCUACGUUCUUGCACCCGCUGUCGGGCGACUGCCUGCAGGCGAGAGGGUCCAUGUUCCAGGCCCAGAUCGAUCCUCUCUUCUCCUUCAGAGCGCACUUAGGAAUCCUCUUCCAUCGAUUAGGAAUCCUAUUCCAUCACAGGCCCUGCAGACCCACCCUAGACUCCAAAUUCCCGGUACAGCGUUGCAUCCCCCUGCCCCUGUUUUCCAAUCCCCACCUUCCGUGUGCCGGGCCUCUUCUCCGCACUUCUCUUCUCCCCUUUGGCGGAAUGGGGGCCUCUGUGGCCCGGCCUCUGAGGCUUCUCUUGACUCCCUGGCUGGCGUUCAGAGUCGUCGAGACUGCCCAGGGUCGCAUUCCCAGGCCGCCCAAAGGCCGGGUCUCCAGGCAGAAGGACGUGCAGGCGGCCCCCUCGGAUGCCACGGCUCAUCUGACCUGGGGCGCACAGAAUCUUGGCAUGUCACCCCGUGCCCCUGCCGGCGUCACAGCCCACACCACCAGGGCCUACAUCAGGAGGGCCAAGGCAGGUGCUCAGAGCUGCCCGCAGCUGCCGAGGUGCGGGUCUGGACCCAGGCAGCUGGCUGCUCUCUCUGGUCUGGAAGUGGGGCUGCUCAGGCCACGAACCUGGGGUCCCGUCUCCUCGUCCUCCCCGCUCACUGUGCAUUAAUCCCCCCACCCACCCCGACUUUGGAUCAACCCAUAGGUCCUGUUCCUUGCCCUCUGUCCCGGCUCCCCGGUCCCUCAUUCCCCCAGCUGAGUCGGCGGCGUCCCGGCUCCUUCGCACACGCGCUCAGACGCCCCAGGUCUCUUUCAAGCACAAUCGUGGCUCCUGCGCCUCCCGCUUCCCCUGAUGAAAACGUGGCAGACUGAAUGGUAGAAACAGGGCCUAGGCCCGAAGUCGGGUACUGCCCAUAGGCGGCGAGUGGCAUCUUGCUGCGCCUGACGGGAGCCGGUGCGAUCCAGGACCUGCCGAUUCCCCAGGGCAACCCCGGGCGCUCCGGCCGAUACGGGAUUCUCUCUGGCUCGGACUAAAGCGUCAGAAACAGCUUCAGAUUUUCUCCACCUAAGGAAAGACCGAGUCGGCUGUUUGGAAUCACUUGGGAAGAAGCAAGAUCUGAGAUGGAGGCUCUAGGGCGGGAGUCAGCUCCCCCAAUUCUGCAGACACCCCAUCUCCACUGAGCCCUUCCCUGUGCCUCCCUGCUCCUUUCCGUAGGGCUUUGCACUCCCGAAGCCUGCCUUCGCUACCAGCGGCCCACAGGCACGGCCCUAGGACCCCCCUCUCCCCCCAGCGGAGGCCUGUCCGUCCUCCCUCGAGCGGUGCUUCUGACCAGAGCCAGCCGCGGGGUCCCCUCCCAGUUUACAACCCCAGCUGGAAGUGAGAAUCCUGGGCAGGGGUGGAGUACAGGGAGCUGCCCAGCCGAGUGCUGUGCAGCGUGAAGGCGCGGGCGCUGAGCUGCAGGGAUCCGCGAUUCCACCCUGCCAGCAGGGAGAGUUGGGGCUGCCAGAGCACCCGGACCCGUCCCGCGCUGCCCGCCCACCACUGGCCCUGGGGCUCCUCAGAUCCGCGGGAGGGAGCCAGGUUGGACCAGAGCCGCCCCCAGCCAAGGGCCGGGCUGGGGGCUGCUAUUCCCAGGUCGUAGCCGGGCUCCGGAGACCUGCGUGCUCAGGAAGUGGAGCCGGCCGGCACUGGAAGAGGGCGGGUGUCCCGGCCUUUGGAGCCAGUGGUGACCACCCUUGGCUCCUUGGAUCGCAUCUGUACUUGACCCCAGGACACAUGGGUCAAAGGCUCAGUCCCCUUCUCAGCUAGCAGAGACAUGGAUGUGUGUGAUAAGUAAUCUGGUCACCUUCCCACAGCCCAGGGAAAAGUGUCUGUGGAGAGCUCAGAGAUCCUGAGCCCUGUGGAGGUCCACAGAGAGGAAUGACUGGGGAGGUCCAAGCUGGGGUCCCUCUGACUCAGGACUGGAAGCAUGUUCUCACUCUCCCAUCUGGAGUUUUCUAGGCUGAGGUGGCAGGGAAGGAGAUUUUAGUCGGACCUUGCUGAUGAGGCCCAGUGUGUGUGGCUCUGAGGCUGUGUGCUGAUGUGUGUCUGUAUGCAACGUCGGGACCGCCCAGCUCCAGCAAAGUCCUUCUGCCCUCUCUGCAGCCUUGCCCCACCCUCAACCAGCUGGUGGGGUCUCUGGCCACAGACUCAUGACUUCUCAGCACAAGGUCUGGGUCAUUAGUCAUGGGAUUUCUCCCUGGUGGGUCAGGAGAUCAGGCUCCCUCAGAUCCGAAGGCUGCUUUGAGCCCUCGGGGCUAGCGUGGCUAGCCACCCUGGCCAGGUGGCUCAGGGCUAAGGUCUUUCACUGGCCGGGCAGUGGUUAGAAGUGAGGUCAAGAGCAGGUGUCAGGGAGUCACCAGAUCUGGCUCAGGACCUCUGGAAAGUCCUGCCCUCUCUCUCUACCGCAGCUUUCUUGUCUGUAAAGUGGGCAUAAUAAUAGCAUGUAUUCCCACAGGGUUGUUGAAUGCAAUUCAAGUGCUCACCACAGUGCCUGGCACUUAGCAAGUCUCUACUCAACUAUUGGCUGAAAGAGAGUCCCCAGGACUUAGGGAAAUCACAGCUGCCUCCUCCCCCUCCAACAAGGGCCAGAGGGGAACCAGACACACGCUGAGCUCAGCAAUCUCUCUUCCUUUAGGGCAGGUGAAACUCAGGUCCAGGCAGCUGUGGGCUGGGCACACGAGACCCCCCAGGCAGUGCCUAGACAGCCAGCACAGACAGUCUCAGCCUUCACUACUUGCUCGGGCUGUGGAGCGCAGGCUGGGGUUUUUUGGAAGGCAACAAGAUUAAGGGCUUCAGCCAGUGCAUCAAAACUGUGUAUGUGGGACUCUCAAGGUGCCAUUUAUAUUUAUUUCUUAAAAGGCACUUUCCUCAAGAAUCUUUGCAUUUCUUGCCAAAUGGAUGGGUUGGGUUAUUUCAGCAGCCCAUCUAGAACCAGGGGCUUUCCCAACAGAGGACCUGAACCAGAACAAAGAAAAGGCCAAGGACCAUAUUUGGAGCCAUAAAACCCCCAUUAGGACACUAAGAACAACUCGCAGAAAGACAUUUUAUAUGAAUUGGACACAAAUUCACAAAAGCAAGAAAGUUCAUUCGUCUCCACCCUGAGGGUCCAUGGCUGGGGAAGGGGACUGGGUGUGAUAUGGGGGUGAGCGCCCAUCCAAUUUGAUCUUUAUCUUAAAUCCACUUCAAAAGCUGGGGAUCAGCAGAGUUGGAGGUUUGCCUCUUCCUGUAAUUAUUUGGUGUCUAGUAAAGUUUUUAUGAGUGUCUGUGCAAAUAAAUGCAUUUGAUGUGCAUUUGUUUGGGCUAGUGCUGCUUUAUAUAGGAGGCGUGUGCGUCUUCCGUUGGUCCUCAGAAAAGAAUGAGAGUGAAAAUAAAAAUAAAAUCAAGAUAUCCGGCCCAGGGAGAGGGGCGGAGCCGAGGCAGUCCCACUACAGACCGACACCCCUCUGACAAGGGCUCGUGGGCACCGGGAUGCCGCCAAAUGAGUUUGCAGCCUUUGGGUUUCCUGUGUAGAGUUGCUCGGGGCUGGGAGGUGGGCUUGGUGAAACACAGAUUCUAGGAAGGCUUUUUUUGGAAACAGAACUCUGCCUGUCUUUUGAUUACUGUCCUCUGGGUAUCCUUGGUGAAGAAAAAUGAAUAAUAGACAAGGGUGAGUUUUGGGGUUGUCACGUUAUCAUUUAAGUGGCAGGGUAAACCUACUUCUCUGGAAUUUGAGCUCAGCAGAAUCUGGUGGCGCGGCAGGUUGAACGGAGAUAUGGCUCCCCGGCCCUCUCCGGACAAGGUGGCCGGGGUGGGACAGGAUAGGUGUUCCUCCUGUGUGGCUCGGGAAAGCAGGGGUGCUCCCUAAGGGCCAGGAGCCAAUCCAGGGUGUCAGGGGCUAGGAGCAUCCAUGCCCGUCUCACGUGUCCACCUGGCACCCAGGAUGCAGCCUGCAGGUGCAUUCAGUUUAGCCCAUGCUGGGUUGUCUCUCCUCCCAGCACUGCAGUCCUGAUUUAUUUGUUCUAAAAUUAUUUUAGCAUUUUACUGAAGUAUGAUAUACAUAUAGAGAAGUGCACAGUGCAUAAAUUUACAAAGGGGACACGGUGAUGUCUCCGACACCCCAAUCAAGAGAGAGAAUGUUCUGGCUCCCCAGAAUCUCUCCUCAUCCCCCCCACCUCCAGGCACUACCCAUCCCUUCUUCCAAGGAAACCACUAUCUGGUUUCUAACACCAUACAUGAGUUUCGUCUGUUUUUGAAUUUUAUAUAAGCAGAAUCGUAGAGUAUAUGUGUCUUACCAGACUUUAAUCAUGAGAUUUUGCAUGAAAAUAUGGAUUUUUCUCCUGAAACAUCAGAGGUCUGAUUAUCUUGGACCCUUAUUCCAGCAGGGUGUUGAUAAUCUGGGGCUGAAUUGUGCCCUUCCUCCCUCCCCCCAGUUAACCCCCACUCCCACCCUGCUCCAGGCAGGACACCUGCCCUCUUCAGUGUCUGGCUUGGUGACUCCUGCUGUAAACCUAUGGCUUCUCCCGUGAUCUUCAACCCCUCCUCAAAAGGAAUUAACUGUGUGUACACUGGGGAAGUACAUCCAGAAUCUUCUCUUAUCUCAGUCCCUUCAUCUACAUCCAGUACCCUCUGAGGUAGAAAUCAUGAGACCUUUUAACAGGUGAGGAAAUCACCGCCUCAGAGAGGUGAAAUCACUUGGCCGGGGUCACACAGCAUUGUAAGUGUCAGAUCCUGGAUUCAAACCUGGAUUGGCCAGACCCCAAACCUCAGGCUCUUGUCACCUCCCCACAUGGCUCCCCUGGGCAUCCAGGCCCAGGCGUGAACAAUCCCCUUCUGCCUCCUUCUAGCGGGGAGGAAGCUGGACUUUUUCCAAAGGAAACGCUGGGAAACACAAAACCCAAAACAGAAAACAGGGCAGGGAUGGUUCCCAGGCCCCGGCAGCCUAACCUCGGGUGAUGCAAGUCUAGUCUGGGACAGGCUGGUCUGGACUGGUGCAGCCUCCCCAGAUGCAGCAAGGGAGGGUUGCAUCGUGCCAGUCACUGAAUAUCCACCAUGUGCCAGGCACUUCCUGUAUGUCAUCUCCAAAUGUUCACAAGGCGCCUAUGAGGUAGGUAUUAUUAUUUAGCCCCACUGUACAGAUGAGAAAACUGAGGUUCAAAGAGGUCAAUGUCUCGCCUUGGACCACAAGUGUAUGAGUGGUAUGUCUUUGUUCUGUACCACAUUGGCUCAGUCUUCUUAUUGGAGCCCCCUCCACUCUCCUGUUAUGAUGGGGGUGCAGCCAGGUGCUUCCUCUUGGGCGCUCAAAGAUUCUGGAGUCUGGCUGGCAUGGCUUGGGGCUUAGUUUCAGGAGCCACGUGAUAGUUCAUAGGGCCUCAGUUUCAUUGGGAAAGUGGGGAUAAUAUUACUACUUUUCUUGACUAUUUGGAGGUUCAACGAGGUCUGUGGGCUUUUGAAUCUGGAAGAAUUAGCAGUGGUCUGUUAGAGGGGGCAGGAGGGUCACUGGAUAUGCAAAGGUCCUGAGGCAGGAGAGAACUUGAUCCAUUGGAAGCCUGUGUGGCUGGGUCAGAGGAAGGAUGUGGCUGCAGGUGUGGGCAGGAGCCUGACCUCAGGACGUUAUAGGUCACAACGAGGAGUGUGGACUUGAACCUGAGGGCAGUAGGGAGCCAUGGGAGGGUUUAAACAGCAUCGUGCCACGGUCAUGUUUGUUUUUUAGGAAGAUCUCUCUGGCUGCGAUGAGGGGUGAGACCACAGGCAGGAGGCCAAGUGAUAAGGCCUUUGGGUUUCAAUAUCCCUUUUGUAUGGAAUGAGGUUGGGCGGUCCGCAGAGCAGACCUUAUCCUCUAAUUUCCCAUAGAGGUUGUGUUUCCAGAUUCAGGGUUUCAUGUUACACAGAGUUAUUCUUUCUGGAAUGUGUCCCCCAAGCAACCCCGCUGGACCCUCUGUGGAAGGAGGGGCUCUUCUGAAUGCAAGAUGCGCGUUUAUGCAAAAAAGUAGAGCAUCGCAGUCCCGGGGCUUGGCAGUGUCUGUCCCUGAAACAGUCCAGCAACCAACAGAUGGAAGAGCGUUUAGGAGUUGGGACAGACUGCAAGCAUCAAUAAUAACAAUAAUAGUAAUGAUGACAACGAUUAACCUUUAUUGAUGACUUACCAUACCAGGCCUUUGUGAAGUCUCUAACAUCUGGGAUCUCAUGGAAUCCUAAAAUAAGCCUGUGAGUUAGCUGGCACUGAUACCCAUUGUACAGAUGAGGAAAGCGAGGCCCAAAGUGGGGAAGUGCCUUGCUCAUGGUUACUGCGGGGCAGAACCAGGCUGCCACCUGUGGGUGCUGGGCCACUUCAGGAGGGAGGCGAGCUGACGUGUUGUUGAACUUUCUGGGAUCCAGACAGCCCUGCAACUGUUCCCAGUGCACAGAAAAGCCAGAAAAUUCCAAACCCAGCAUCCUGGCCUCCAUCUACACUUCAGCCCACACAAUCUGCCCUACAAAGUUAUUCUCCCUGGAAGAACUUGGUAAUUCAGGCUUUUCCAAACCCAGGAGAAGCUUCCAAGUCUAGAAUCCUCCCAAUGGCCUCUAAGGCCUCUUGGCCCUUGUCCACCUCCCUGGCCUCAUCCCUACCUCCUUCCCCUCCAGGCUGCACUACAUGCCAAGUGUACUGGCCUUGUUUCAGCUUCUCAAGCAGCUCCUACUCUCUCCUGCCUGCAGGCUCUGAACAGGCUGUUCCCUUUGCCUGGCAGGCUUUCUCCACUCUAUUCCUAGCUUACUCCUGUUCAUCCUUUCUGUCUCAGUGUAAAUGUCACCACCUCCCAGGAGGCUUCCUUCACUCCCUAUACUAGCUUAGGUCUGUCUACCUCUUACAUGUUUUCAGCAACGUGUGUUUCUCCAUCAUGGUGACAUGGGUUAUCUGUCUUCCCCACCCUUCUCCCGUCCCCGUGUGGUCUCAGGAAGGAGUGAUAGGGAGCACAUCCUCAGUGUCAAGGCAGUGAAGGGGAUCUGUAAGACGGGGAGGGGACAAGUGCCCUUGAAAUAUAACACGGUCCACAUUGCGCUUGCUCGGUGGUUGGAGCUAUGCAUCUCCUCUGUAGACCAGCUGAGGACUCAAGGCAAGAAAUGACUUCUCACAGCAUAAGAUGACUCUGAUUUCUUGUACUGAAUGAGCAUCCCAUUUCGUCCCCCCUUCGCUGCCUUCCCUUCUCCAGGGGAGCGCUAAGAAUGGGGAAGAAGAAAGCUUGGACUCACAGCCCAUGCUGGAGAAGAUGCAAAUGGAGACUUGGGCCUGCUAGAUUCUAGGGGAGGGUAGAAUGAUCUGGGGAAACUGAGGCAGCAGGGUCUUGGGGAUGGGGGAGGAGCUAAGGGGCCUGGGGGAGGGAGAUGGCAGAGGGUGAGGAAAGGAGAGGCUGUUCUCUGUUUCUGGAGAUUCUUUUUUUUUUAAAUUUUUAAAGAUUGAGGUAUAGUUGAUAUACCUGGGGAUUCUUGAUGGCAACCAUAGAGGCAACUCCUGGGGGCGCUGUGGUGUCUCACGCAGUGCAAGAGGACAAGAAGAGGUAGCGGGGAGCCUGGUCUCCAUCAUAAGCACCCAGUGCAUGGUGGUGACCGUCAGGGCUCCAAUCGUAAGGCCUCAAGCCCUUGUCUGCCACCCCUGAGCGGAGGCCAGAUUCCCAUGGAAGGAGGUCAUUGUGUGGGCAAUUGGAAGGUGACAGCCCUGAGGGGACCCCGCAAAAGGAAACCUGUGUUUUCAGGGUGUUAGGGCAUGGGAGCAAUUUUAAAAAUCUGUUUUCAACCAUUUCUUUGAGAAGCUCAUUUCUUUUUAAUAAAAGAACGUUAAGAAGUGCAACACAAACAAGAGCCUUUUAUUUAUUUUUAUUUUUUUAACAUCUUUAUUGGAGUAUAAUUGCUUUACAGCGUUGUGUUAGUUUCUGCUGUAUAACAAGGUGAAUCAGCUGUGUGUAUACAUAUAUCCCCAUAUCCCCUCCCUCUUGCACCUCCCUCACACCCAAACAAGAGCCUUUUAGACAAUAAAUGUUUUCUGCAUUUAGGAAGCGCACCUUUGAGGGGACGGAAGUCUUCAUGGGAGUCUUAGGGCCCUGAGCUCUGAGUUCUAGGUUGUGUGGGAGCCCAGAACAGUCCAGGCUGCCCAAGGAGCGCGCCGGGCUGGGGGACCAUGGUGAUGGGAGAUGAUUCCAUUAUGCCCUGAACAUGUGAGGAGGGAUGGAGAACACCCUGCAUUUGCCUAACAAGAAGAUAUUCCCGGGCUUCCCUAAUGGCGCAGUGGUUGAGAGUCCGCCUGCCGAUUCAGGGGACACGGGUUCGUGCCCCGGUCCGGGAAGAUCCCACAUGCCGCGGAGCGGCUGGGCCCGUGGGCCAUGGCCGCUGAGCCUGCGCGUCCAGAGCCUGUGCUCCGCAAGGGGAGAGGCCACAGCAGUGAGAGGCCCGCGUACUGAAAAAAAACAAAAACAAAACCAAACAAACAAAAAGAAGAUAUUCCCAAAUGUUUUUGGCCAACUUGAGUAUAGAAACUCAAGACAAAGAAACUGUCCAAUGCCUACUUAAAAUAUUAAUUUGAGUUGGAUAUUACCGGAAAAAUUAUAAUAACAAUUUUUAUUAUUAUAAUUUUGGAUGUUUAUAACAGUAACCUGACAAAUGGGUUAAAAGGAGACAGUAAAUAUAAAUAUUGUUUUUUUCUUGCAGUUUCUGAAACAGUUUAGUUUCAGACUCUUCACUUGCAUUUCUUCCUUUUUUUAUUAUUGUUUUUAAUUGUGAUGAAAUCCACGUAACAUAAAAUUUACCAUCUUAACUAUUUUUAAGUGUACAGUGGCAUUAAGUAUAUUCACACUGGUUGUACAGCCGUCACCCAUUUCCAGAACUCCUCUCAUCUUGCAAAAGCCAGGACAUGGAAGCAACAUAAAUGUCCAUAGACAGAUGAAUGGAUAAAGAAGAUGUGGUACAUAUAUACAGUGGAGUAUUACUCAGCCAUAACAAGGAACGAAAUUGAGUCAUUUGUAGAGACGUGGAUGGACCUAGCAUCUGUCAUACAGAGUGAAUUCUGGAGGCUGAGAAGUCCAAGAUGAGCAGAUUCGGUGCCUGGUGAGGACCCUCUUCCUGAUUCAUAGACACCUGUGUCCUCACGUGGUGGAAGGGAUGGCAGGGAUCCCAGUUCUGUGGGCUCCACAUCUUCUCUGCAUCAGACACUUUUACAGGUCUGAUGUCAUGAGUUCUCAAGACUCCCCUGGAGGGGAGGGACGGUGAUCUCCAUAACUCUGAUCGCAGCAGCCCCUUCACUCAGGAGACCUAGCACAUUGAAGGGCCCCAUUCUUCUUGGUGUUUCAGGGAGACCCCAAGGGGUGUAGAACGUGCACCCACAGGUAAGUCCUGGUUGUCAUUUUACUUUGAAAGGAAAAUAUAGAAUUGAUUUAUUUGCAGACGACAUGAUCAUCCAUGUAGAAAAAUCCAAUGUAAUCUACAAAAAAGCUGCUAAAACUAAUUAUUGAGAUAUAAUUCACGCAAGUCCUUGUUGUCAUUUGACAAUUCCUUCACCCUCCCUCACCUCCUAUGCCAUUGCCCUGUGAACAAACUUCACCACUGUGGUCACUGGCCACACAGAGACACUCCUCCCCGCGGACUUCCUGUGCGCUGAUGACCUUGGAAGGGAAGGGGAGGUCAUUCCUCUGGGUUUUGUUUGGUUAGGGGGAUCCGCAGCAGCGCUGCUUGGGCACACGAAGGGGCAGAGUUUAGUGAAGUGAGGCUUCCUUCCGCACAGUUCUUUUUCUCCCCAGGGAGCAGUCAGGAGAGUCAGGAGAGCUGUGUCCACGUGGGUGCUGAGCCGCACUGCCACCCACAGUGCUCACAUCCUGCCCACGCCCCACUCUGCUCCUCAGGCCCUGGGCUCAGUCUGGCUCUUUUCCUCUCCCAGGGGCCCACUGCUCCUCCCGGGUACUCUGCUCCCAUGUUCCCCCAGGCUGUCACAUGUCACACGUCCGAACCCACAGUGGGUGAGCUUCACAUCUACCCCAGGAUGCUGCUGGGUCCUCAGUGGGCGCAGUAGCUGUUGAGCAGAAGCGUGUUGCUGGACUUCGGUGUGGCUGCCCCUCCGCCCCAGUCGGAGGGUCCGUUCCCGUGGUGCAGAUGCAGAGAUGGUGGUUCACAGAGAGGAUCGUACCUGCCCAAGUUCUCACCUCAAGUUAUGACGGAGCCAGAAUUUGUGCCAUUUCUCUCUGAUGCCAAGUUCUGUGCUAGUUCUGCCGUGUCCUCCAGGACCGGCCAUUUCCCGCCAGCUUCCGAAACCCGCGAGGGGAGAGGCUCUGAGCCGGGAGGAGGUGUGGAUUCCAUGGAGAUAAUCGGCCCUGACGGGGCAGCCCUGGAAGAGGGCUCGGGACUCUGCGGAGUGCCUACUGUGUGCUAGGCCCGAGGUAGGCGGGAGCCAAUGAGAUCCCAACCCCCAGAGAUCAGGUGCUGACUGAUCACACUCGACGGAGGAGGAGGCCGCCAAGGUGCAGAGAGGGGAAGCCACUUGCCCAAGGUCACACAGCAGGUUAGCAGAGUGCUGGAAGGGGAGGCCGCAUGCUCCCCUGGGCUCUUUCUACUUUUAUGCCUGAGUUACUGGCAAAGCAACUCAGCCGCCCUGGGGCUUCACGGAAGAGGCACUGCCCAGGGUUCCCCACAGGCCGGGGUCCGUGAAGCAGGAUGGGUAAGAGCGUGGACAUCUCUUCCAAGGGGCUCCAGUCCAAGCCGAGGCCUCAGGCAAGCAGUGUUCUCUGAGCCCUAGUCUCCUCCUCUGUGCAACGGGACUGAUGACAGCGUCUGUCUCGUCAGAGCCGUGCAGCUUGACGAGGGGUGAGAACUCAGUAAUAACCAUUGUUAUUAUAAUAGUAUCACUGCUAGUCUUCCAUCCUACCCAGUGCUACACCCUCGGGCUCACCGCGGGCCCAGGAGCGUCCUACAAGAUGUGUCAGUGCUGUUCCCGAGUGGCAGCUUCUCCUGCCGAGGCCAUGAGGGGCGUGAGGGGGGGCUGGCCUGUGUGUGAAUCCCGACCGCUUGUCAUCCCUGGGAGCAGACCAGGGAUUUCACAAGGAAUCACCCCCAGCCCCUCCCCGGUCGGGCCAGCAGCCCUCGCCCUGCCGCAUCGUCCUCAGGGCACCGCUGGACCACCCAUCCCCUGGCCCAGGCCCUCCCCCAAAUCCACCCUCGCCGUUAUUUAAUUUUUUUUUUCUGUAUUUACUUUUCCCACCACUUCAUUUCAUUCCUGAAAUACACCUCAAAGCCCCAGAUAGACCCAACUCACCAGGCCAGUCGUGAGUCCGCCAGUAAGACCGGCAUCGGACGCGUGAGGACCCGAGGAAACAGCCGAAUCAAAAACCAAACAUGGAACCAAUAAAAUCUUUAACCUGACACUACAAACUUCCCACAGACUUCAGAGAAAUACCUCGAGAAGUGCACGACCUUUUAGUUUCUCCCCAAGGCUACCACCUCCUCCAGAGGGGUCUUUCUAAAAUACAGAUUUGACCUUGUCACUUCCCGGCUUCAGAACCC